This is a messenger RNA of Styela clava, 6000 nucleotides long. Lineage: Eukaryota; Metazoa; Chordata; Ascidiacea; Stolidobranchia; Styelidae. The record is from RefSeq and is a predicted model, not a curated record.
UAUUUGUUUUUACAGAAAAUAUUUUAAAAUUAUUCGCUAACUUUCGAUCAAGUAAUUCAAUUCAAGAUGCGGGGUGCUCUGGUUGUUUUGGCGAUUCUUUUUGCUAUGUACGGAGGUGCCGUGGCUCAAGACUCAACCUUAGAGAUUAACAUUCCGGCUGGCUUUGAUCUCGCGACAUUGCUGGCUCUGAUUAACGCAGGAAGUAAUGGAACUGUGGAAGUCGCUGAUCCUGAUGAAUGUGAGAUAGCCACAUCAUGUCCGGAAAACAGUAAAUGCAACAACACAGUAGGCUCAUUCUUCUGCACCUGUCUUGAUGGUUACAAAUUUAACGAAAACGAAACUAUGUGUAACGAUAUUGACGAAUGCAUGGAAAACGUUUGUGUCGGCAUUACUGAUUCAAAUUGCAGCAAUACAGACGGUAGUUAUUCGUGCGAUUGUGCUACUGGGUAUCACAUUAAUACAGAAAUGGAUGCAUGUGUUGAUAUUAAUGAAUGUUCUGAUACAAGCGCAUGUGACUCUACUUCAUCUGAUUGCGAGAACAGUGAAGGUUCUUACCAAUGCAAUUGUAAAACUGGUUAUCAAAAGAACACAGAUGGAGCGUGCGAAAAUAUUGAUGAAUGUGCCGAUUCUGCGGCAUGUGGUGAAAACGAGGACUGCACUGAUAAUCCUGGAUCAUUCACUUGUGCUUGUAAACCAGGAUUUCAUAAGAUUGAGGAUUCCGAUACUUGCACAGAUGUCGACGAAUGCGAAAGCAAUGUUUGUGUCGAAAUCACAGGAUCUGAAUGUGUUAACAACCCGGGCAGUUAUGAUUGCGAAUGCACCACAACGGGAUAUUCUAUUGUGACCGCUGACGACGAGACACAAUCAUGUCAAGACAUUGAUGAAUGUGACGUCACUAACAUCCAGCACAAUUGUAGUGCAAAUGAAGUUUGUGAAAAUACUGAUGGUGGGUUUCUGUGCAAAUGUGCCGCAGGAUACACCGGCGAUCCUAGCACAGAUUCGUGUACAGAUUUCGACGAGUGUGCAAGUGAUCCAUGUGAUGCCAACGCAAACUGCAGGAACCAAAUAGGAAGUCAUGAUUGUUUUUGUGAAACCGGAUUUUUUGGGUCAGGAGAGACAGGCGACUGCUCAGAGGUGGUUUCUUGUGCAACCCAUACUAAGUUGAAGGCAAAUAUUAACACUAUCUUGACAGCAAUAUCAGGAGAUGAUAUCAGUGCAGCAGAACAAUUUUUGAACAAUUUCGUAUCAGCAUCUGGUAAAGCAACCGGAUCACCUGGAGAUAGCGUAAGAGCAAAAUAUGAUGAUCUACCUACUUCAGUCAUUAACGUUAUCGAUCAGCUUCGAUGCGACUAUUUUUCUGAUUGUAGCGAAGCUGGUGAACCAAUUAUAUAUACUUGCACCUGUAUCACAGGAUAUAUCGCAGUGGGUGACUCAACAACCCAAUGCGAAGAUGUCGAUGAAUGUGCUGGUGGUGGACCUUGUGGUGCCAUGGCAACUUGUGGAAAUAACGAAGGCUCUUACACCUGUACUUGUCCCGCGGGAUAUCAAUUGUCAGAUGCUGCAGAUAUUGCUAGCGACUGUACAGAUAUUGAUGAAUGCAAUGAUGCUGAUAAUCUACAUAACUGUCACGAAUUUGCAAAUUGUGCAAAUAUUCCUGGAUCUUUCACAUGCACUUGCCAAAAUACGUACAUGGGUGACGGCGUUGAUUCUUGCAUAUCUGCUGUUACCUGCGAAGUAUUUAAUCAAUUAAGAAGUGAUCUAGAAACAGUUCGCAUAGCCGAUGGUGACAUUUCAGAAGCUCAAAAGCGCUUGCAAGAAUAUAGUGACGCAACUGGCUUAUCGUUUGGGGGCUCAUCUUCAUCUUACAAAGCAAAAUAUUUUCCUGGUACAGCCGUUAUACCAGUUUUGCAACAGGCAGUUGCAAGCGAGCUCAGAUGCGAUUAUUUUUCGGAGUGUUCCACAACGCUUUCCGAAGGAGGUUUGGAUGUAGCGUAUCAGUGUACAUGCCAUGAAGGAUAUGUCCCAGUAUCGGGAAGUUCUGUCCAAUGUGUUGAUAACGACGAAUGUGUAACAUUAGAUCCUGCAUGUGGGGACACAGGAGAUUGCGUAAACAAUCAAGGAAGUUACAUUUGUGAUUGUAAUUCUGGAUAUAAUGGUGGAAUAGGGGGUCCAUGCGAUGACAUCAAUGAAUGUACGGAGGGAGUACAUUCUUGUGGUACCACUGGAACUUGUACUAAUGAAAUAGGGGAUUACAUCUGCUCGUGUUCCGAGGGUUUUGAACUACCAACCGAUGGAUCAAAGGCUUGUAUAAAUACGAACGAAUGUGAGUCUACAACCAGUCCUCACAACUGCCACGCAACAUUGGGAAUAUGCGAUGAUAGCGUGGGAUCUUUCACAUGUAAAUGUAAGGACGGAUAUUUUGGAACUGGAAUAAUUUGUGAUGAUAUUGAUGAAUGUGCAGAGGGUGGGAAUAAUAAUUGCGACGUAACUAAUGGAAAAUGUAGUAACAACGCUGGAAGUUUUACUUGUUCUUGUAAAUCUGGUUAUUAUGGAACUGGAUAUGAUAAUGAUUGCCUGGAUGUAUUGUCGUGUUCUACUUUUGAUUUAUGGAAACAAACAAUUGAUAACUAUAGAAGUGGCAGCACUAGCCAAGACGACUUAGAUUUUGUCAAUGAGUACAGUGCUGCCGAUGGUAAAGCUCCCGGAGUAUCCAGUGCUUCUUACAAAGCGAAAUAUCAUUCGGAUGGAACUGAACCCGAUUCUGCAAUUGCUACUCUCAUCGAACAAGGAAGAUGUGAUUAUUUUUCUUCCUGUACUGAGGAAGAUAAUGAUGGGAUGAUAUCAUACAGUUGCACCUGUGAAGCCGGCUAUGUUGAUCAUGACACAAACCCAAAUCAGUGUGUGGACGAAGACGAAUGUACAUCGGAAACUGAUAAUUGUGCUGAUGAAGUAAAGGCUACAUGCACAAAUAAUCAGGGCAGUUUUGCGUGCGCCUGCAAGCCAGGAUAUGAUGGAAAUGGCAUGACUUGUGAAGAUAUUAAUGAGUGCGACCAGGAAACAGACACUUGCGAUACUCACGCAUCAUGCACAAAUACUGAAGGAUCCCACGAAUGUGCUUGCAAUAACCAAUAUAUGGGGAGUGGACAAACUGGCGAUUGCACAAAUGUUUUGACAUGUGACACGUUCGAGGCACUCAAAAGUGCGAUCGAGACUAUUCGAUCUGUGUCGGCAAGUGAAGAAGAUAAAACAGCGGCAAGAUUGACUUUACAAAAUUACGAAGAUGCUUCUGGGCGACCAAUUGGUGUUACGCAAUCUGCGUACCGAGCAAGAUACGAUACAAUAGAUGGUGAUGUCGAAGAUGUUUUGAAUUUACUACGAUGUGACUUCUUUUCUACAUGUUUUUACGAUGAUGUGGCCUAUACAUGCACGUGUAUAACUGGAUACCAAGAUGGGACCGAUGCGAAUAGCUGCACAGAUGUCGAUGAAUGUGCAGAAGGAGUAGAAAACGAUUGUCAUGCAAACGCUGAUUGUGCAAAUACGGAGGGCUCUUAUACUUGUACAUGCAAGGAUGGGUUCUUUGGAAACGGCACUACAUGCUCAGAUCAUGAUGAGUGUGUAGGAGAGGGUGAUGGACAUGAUUGCGACACGAAUGCCCGUUGUGAUAAUAUUGAAGGAGGGCAUACUUGCACUUGCAAUGAAGGAUACUUUGGAGAAGGACAUGAGGGGUUGUGUGAAGAUGUUACAACAUGUGAUGCGUUUGCCAAGGUUAAAGGCGCAAUCAAAACGGUUGGAAGUUCAACGGCAACAGAUGAAGAGAAAACUGCAGCAAGAAAGAUAUUGCAAGAAUAUGCCGCAGCUACAGGCAAGCCUGUCGGUGUCUCAGCGGAUUCUUACAAUCUUGAACAUGAUGGUGCUACCAUCGAUUCCGAUAUUGUAUCGGUUAUCAGCCUUCUGCGAUGCGAUUUCUAUUCUACGUGCAGCAACGCUGAAGAUGGCGCAUUCAUUUGUACAUGUGAAGCAGAAUUUAUAGCAGGAAAUGAUCCAAACACAUGCUUCCAUGUGAGUUCCUGUCCCGCAUUUGCGAGAGUUCGUACCGCCAUUGAUUAUUUAUUAACCAAUCCUAGUGGAGAGCAAGCAACAGAAAAUGAAGAAAUUUUGACAUCUUUCAAAGCAAACACUGGACACGACGCAGCGGCCGAUCAAACUGCUUUUACAGCAAGAUACGGAGAAGAUCCCAGUGAGAUUGUCAAGACCACGGUUCCUGUUCUUCGAUGCGACUUUUUCUCGACAUGUUCUUAUGAUGGAACCUACAGCUGCACAUGUAUAAAUGGUUAUGAAGACGCUACAGAAACCAACUCCUGCCAGGAUGUUAACGAAUGUUCAACAAACAAUGGUGGAUGUCACGCAGAUGCAAUUUGCACAAAUAAUGAAGGCUCUUUCGCUUGUGCUUGCAAGAGUGGAUACACAGGAGAUGGUCAAACGUGUAACGAUACAACACAAUGUACAAGUGUAGAUAGCACGCUUUGUGGACUACACGCCACAUGUGAAGAUACGCCUGGUUCCUAUAGUUGUACAUGUGAUAGUGGAUUCUUAGGAGACGGAGCAGUAUGUAUGGAAACCAAGUUGUGCUUGUUUACCGAAGACACAAUUACCGUUUGUGAUUCUUCAAGUCAUCCCCUAUCUUGCCAGUUCGAACAAGAUUUUGAAAGCACGGCUCAAAGCACCUACAAUGCUUAUAUGGGUUUCUUUAAAGUACCACUCGAAUUGGUCACUGCAGCGGCCUCUACGAGGGCUGCAACUACUUUUACUGCUACCACAGUUAGCGGCGCUGGUUCUUCGAUUUGCGCCAAAACUUCAACAUAUUCCAGUAUCAAUAAAGCAUUCACAGAUUCUGCAAUGACAAUGGAAGUUGAACUAUUCAGUUUUGACUGUCAUCGACAAUGGUUUACCACCACAGAAUGCUCCACAACACCAACUGGCGUUCCUAUUGCAUGCAACACUGAAUAUUCUCCAACUCUCGCUUUGACCAUUGUCAAAGAUGCGACCACAGGCAAAUACGAUGUGAAACCACAAACUGUCUUCAUUGCAUCUGGAUGCCAAGCCAGCUUUGUUCUACCAGUUUCCUAAUUUCAUUCAAUAUUAAGUUUUGGAUAACUUGGACGUGCCUUCAAGUCAACUUGGUCUAGUAAUGCAAUCAAAAUUAAAAUUGAAUUGCUGAAAAUUGGUUCGAUAUAAAAAAUAAACAAAUCAAAAAAUAUGAUAUGACUUAUUGUAAGCUGUAGAGAUUUUUAGAGGAAUGUCUAAUUAAAAAAUUCGUUCAUUCAUUCCUAACCAAUACGAUAUAUAUUAUCAUUUCAUCGCCAUUUAUUGCUCCAUACCGCCAUUUAUUGCUCCAUACCGUAAGUUCCAAAUAAAAACAGAUAGUGUAUAUAGUAACAAAAGAAUAGUUUCUAAAAUACUCUUUUACCCAGCAUAUGCAGAUAUAUCCUCUGGUGGAAUGAUCAUACUGCCUAUCAAACGAUAAAUAGUGGCAAAAGAGGAAAUUAUAACUGUUCAUUCGUCUAAUUACCCAUGAUGAAAUUAUUCUUGAAAUAGCAACAUAUUAUUUUAGUCACAGUUAAUCUCGUGAGUUACGUUUUCUAUUGGACUAUUGUUUAUUGAUUUAACAUAAGAUAUUGUCUAAUUGGCGUUGAUAAAGAUUUCCUGUGUCCAUCCGCACGGCCGUGGGCUAAUGGCCAUUUCGAAACGAUUCUCUAUAAUUCUUUAUUAUACUCAUAAACGAAGCUAAUUAUCACUUGUACAAAAUGGGUCUAGAAUAAUAAUGGCCAUUUCGAAACGAUUACCGAACGCCAACGAUUCUCUAUUAUACUAAUAAACGAAGCUAAUUAUCACUUGUACAAAAUGGGUCUAGAAUAAUCUACUAACAAAUCUGCACUAUCAUUUUCAUGCACUGCAUUUCUACACAGACAAACGUAAAUAAAGUAUAACUUAGAAACUUUG